AUGAUACAGAAAGCUUUCGUUUCUGUUGGUGUUAUUGCAGCCACACCAGUGUCUUUUUUUUGUUGCAACACAAGUGGUCAAGCACUGUGCACGGUUUCCAAAACCACUAAAACCAUUACACAGAUCAGACAUAACAGCAACGUUCAAGCAUCCUUGUCAGUAGGAGGAAAGCGACAACCUAGAGCGCAGGCAGGAGCCAUAACUCGACGAAAUGUAGGGGUUAAUCCUCCAUUAUUUCAUCAAAAAGUGGUUCAUUCGGAUGGCAGCACAUUCACCAUUCGAUCGAGUUCACCCAGAUCGAUUCUUGUUUUAACGAGAGAUACAUGUAAUCAUCAGCUGUGGAACCCCACAUCACAAGCAGUGGAUGAUCGAGGUGGAGAGUUGCGCAAGUUUAGUGAACGGUUUGCAGGAAUUGGAGAUCUUGGGCAGUUGGAGAGUGAGAUUGAGUUUGUGCAAGUGCAGUCCGAGUCAUCCAAAGCGAAAGCAGCAGCAGCAGCGGCGGCAGCAGCAGCCAAGCUUGCCGAACAAAGCAAGAAGACCAAGAAAAAGAAAUAA
Messenger RNA from Batrachochytrium dendrobatidis JAM81, 555 nucleotides. RefSeq lists its product as uncharacterized. The coding region runs from base 1 to 555 and encodes 184 amino acids. Gene Ontology annotation, cellular component: mitochondrial large ribosomal subunit. Gene Ontology annotation, biological process: mitochondrial translation. The transcript has a single exon. The record is from RefSeq and is a predicted model, not a curated record. Lineage: Eukaryota; Fungi; Chytridiomycota; Chytridiomycetes; Rhizophydiales. Gene Ontology annotation, molecular function: structural constituent of ribosome.